CGUGGUCCUGCUGUCAUCUCACAGCUCGUCCUUCUUUGUCCUCAGCUGCAUCAGAACACCACUUCUCCUCAGGUUCACCAGAGGAAACACGGCUGAACAAAAUGCUUUUCCUCCCAGCUGCUGCUCUGUGCUGUCUGUGUUCAGCACUGGUUACCAUGGCAGCAGAACUCAUUCAGGAGGAUUUAACAUUGACCAGGAGAGUUGGUCAAAGUGUCUCUUUCAGCUGUGGAGGAACUGAAGACAAGGAUAAAUACUGGUACCAGAAGAAAGAGAGAGAGCCAUUCAAAAUAAUACUUCAAAUUGUGAAAAAUAAUUGUAAAACGAAUAAAGGUUACGGUCAUUCUCAGAAAGAUGAUUUUACGGGUGAGAAAACCCAGAGAGGGUGUGAAUUGAAGAUCAAUCAAGUUAAAGUGGAUCAUUCAGCCUCCUAUUACUGCAGCUGCUGGUCCCACAUCUCGCCAAAGACAACAAGGCCUAGAAUAAGCAGCAGUGGGUUCCACAUCAACGAUCCUGUGGGGGCAAACCAGAGAGACAGGCAGCAGCGCAUUACCUCAGUGGCCAGAGAACAUGCGAAGAAGUACGAGCUGCACAACAUGAAACGUGGCUGGGUCUUUCAGCAUGACAACCAUCCCAAACACACUGCCCGGUGUAAGCCUCCAGGUUCUACAGCAGCUCCAACAUCCAAUCCAGCAUGUUUCAAUAUACUGACAACAGUUACAGCCUCUGUUCCUCCUCUGGACCUGGUGAAGCUGUCCUUCCAGUCUGAGUGCAGGGUGAAGCUGCUCUGCCUGCUGUACACAGUGCUGAUAGUGAAGAGUCUGGUGUACUGCUGUGGACUCUCUCUGCUGAUGAUCCUCAGAAACAAGGGAGCAUCCACCAACUCCAAACAUGCUGACUGACUGUUUUCUGAUCCUCUUUUCUCUCCAUCAAAUCUCAUCCUUUCAUCUCAUUCAUCACUUUGAUCACUUUGUGAUUCAACAUAGCUUUUUUGCUUUUG
Messenger RNA from Oryzias melastigma (Indian medaka), 997 nucleotides. RefSeq lists its product as uncharacterized. Bases 102 to 899 code for a protein of 265 amino acids. NCBI's taxonomy places the organism in Eukaryota, Metazoa, Chordata, Actinopteri, Beloniformes, Adrianichthyidae. The transcript has 4 exons. The record is from RefSeq and is a predicted model, not a curated record.